CGCGGCGCGGGCAGCUCGUGAGAAACACCUGGAGGAGAGGCGAACGCAGCUCGCGGACUCGCGGAACUCUGUAUUUUCCUCCGGUUCGUUUCUGGCACCAUGUGGGCGCGAGCUGUGCUGUGCGCGGCGCUGCUGUCCGCGCUCUGCCCGGCGGGAACGACGGAAGCCGAGCGGGACGAGCGAGCGGUCCAGGACUACCGGUACAACUCCAACAGACUGCUCGGCGCCCUGCACGAAGUGCUGGAGAAACUGCAGACCAAGAGGAUUAAUCCCUGGGAGAAGAAAUAUGGACAGGUCCCCUCUUGCGACCUGGGGGAACACUGCGCCGUCAGGAAAGGAUCCCGCAUCGGAAAGAUGUGCGACUGCCCCCGAGGAGCUUUCUGUAACUUCUUCCUGCUGAAGUGCUUAUGAGCCAAUCACAUGAACACUGCAAGAGUAUAUUUUAAAAUGUAUAUUUUACCAAAUCUCUAUGUACAUGAGAAUCUGAAGUAUGUAAAGUAGCCUCUAGAGUGGAAUAAAUCCUUCGUGUCUUGAUGUGAAGACAAUCUCUCCGUCCACUUGUGUGUUGCAUUAAAGGUGUUUUAUCUUG
Xiphias gladius (swordfish) is the source of this 589-nucleotide messenger RNA. It is a transcript of the gene cart2, whose product is annotated as cocaine- and amphetamine-regulated transcript 2. Gene Ontology annotation, molecular function: neuropeptide hormone activity. The record is from RefSeq and is a predicted model, not a curated record. Gene Ontology annotation, biological process: positive regulation of MAPK cascade; negative regulation of appetite; adult feeding behavior. NCBI's taxonomy places the organism in Eukaryota, Metazoa, Chordata, Actinopteri, Istiophoriformes, Xiphiidae. The transcript has 3 exons. The coding region runs from base 100 to 411 and encodes 103 amino acids.